Molecule: messenger RNA, 1878 nt
Organism: Peronospora farinosa
Lineage: Eukaryota; Oomycota; Peronosporomycetes; Peronosporales; Peronosporaceae
Source: the annotation of a GenBank genome assembly
AUGCAGUCACUGAAGUGUGAGCCACAACAAGGAGGUGGCUUUGCAUACCGACUUGAGCUUCCAGCACUGAGCUCCGUGGACGUGGGAGCCUUGGAUGUGGUGCUACUGUCCAAUCAUCUUACUCUGAUGGCUUUGCCACUAUUGACGGAAGUGUUAGGCUUCAAGGGAAAAAUCUAUGCUACAAAGCUCACUUUAGACUUUGGCCGAGUUUUCUUGGAGGAACUGGCAAGCUUGACACAAGGCGAGAAUAAUGCUGUCUUUACUUGUGAAAGCGUGGCUGACGGCACGGAGACAGAAAUUUCGAUGUAUUCGCUCAAAGAGAUUGAAAACUGCUGCAAGAAAAUAUGCUGUGUGGAGUAUGGUGAAGUCGUACCGAUGGCGUAUGGCGUACAGGUUACAGCGCUGAGUUCGGGAUACAGCUUGGGUGCGAGUAUUUGGCUUGUAGAAGGGCCGAACGACCGCCUGGCGUAUGUAGCAGCAUCCUCAGGAGACUAUAAUCGCCACCCGAAGGAGCUGGACCUGCUGCCACUGGUGGGCUGCGAGACUCUGCUUUUGACCGAUGUGAAACCGGAUCGUGAUCCUCAUUCUAACACGGAACGCAUGGUAGAACGAGUACUCAGUGGAGUGACUCGUGUGCUCGAACGUGGCGGCGUCUGUAUCGUACCAACAUCGCCUUGUGGCGUCAUGUUCGACCUCGUGGAGGCUGUGUGUGCUGCAAGUCUUCAGAACAAGCAUAAUGUCCCCAUGUACUUUAUCUCGGAAUAUGCUUCGCGCGUCAUGGAGCUUACGCUACUUGGAGCCGAAUGGCUCUGCGAGAAGAAAAUUGAAAAGUUAUAUGCAGGUGAAGACGCGUUCUUGCACGAGUCUUUGCUGAAAAGCGACUUAUUUUAUGCAGUCGCCGACGUUUCGGCAGCCUCAGCCGCUACUUUGCAGAACGGAAGUAUCCUUUUCGUGGGACAUCCAUCUCUCAAGUUUGGACGGGUGCCAAAAUUAAUCCAGAGGCUGGGAAACGAGAGUCGCAACGCUAUUCUUCUGAUUGAUCCAUCAGUCGAGCCUACCGAGGCUUUUGCUCCAUUCCGAGAUUUGGAAAUUGAAAAGAUUGCUUGCUCAAUCGACCCACGAUUAAGCUGUGGCGACGCCAAUCAGUUUAUCGCUCGCUGCUCCCCUUACAACUUAAUUGUUCCGUACGAGUACACCAUUGCAUCUCCAACGAGUGCGGUGGAAGGAGACGACAUGUCAUCGCAUUUUUCGCAAGUACUCCCACUCCACGAACUGAUUACGGCAAAAUCGAAGACGGAGCUGCUAACGUUUCCUAUGAAACAGUUUGAGCCGAUUGUAAUCGAAAAAGCAUCCAAGUAUUUGGAUGGAAGACUUGACACGAAGCUUGCUGCUCAAGUCACAAUUACGGAAGUGAAUGGAAAAACUGCUGCCUGUGUAAGUGGCGUGCUCAAUGUGAAGCGGAAAGCGUUUGUGUUAGAGCCAUUUCCAACAGCUCUUGUCACACCGCCAACCACUUUUAUGAGUACUGGAUUGAAGCCCAAGGGAUCGAGUAAGCGCAAAGCGUCAUUAAUUACGGACUCCGAUUCCAGCAGUACGCUCCAGAGUAUUAACUACCAAGACAAGAGCAGUCUCCUUCUGGGUCAAGUGGAUGAAGAUAAGCUGACGAAGCAAGUGAAAGCGCACGACCCACAAGCGCAAGUGUAUAUUUCACAAGGUCAAGGAGAUGCAGACGUGUUCAUGAGCAUCCCUUCGCUUGAUGCCCGAAUUACAUUGUGGAAAGAGACCGGGAAGACACUUGUCGAGACAGAGAAAGAGGAUGCUCGUGCCUUGCUGACGUCGUUCAUCUUGGCACAGCUGAUAGUCAUCACCCAAGGCUAG